This is a messenger RNA of Anopheles merus, 375 nucleotides long. RefSeq names its product histone H2A. The transcript has a single exon. Gene Ontology annotation, cellular component: nucleosome. Gene Ontology annotation, molecular function: DNA binding; structural constituent of chromatin; protein heterodimerization activity. NCBI's taxonomy places the organism in Eukaryota, Metazoa, Arthropoda, Insecta, Diptera, Culicidae. Bases 1 to 375 code for a protein of 124 amino acids. The record is from RefSeq and is a predicted model, not a curated record.
AUGUCUGGCCGUGGAAAGGGAGGAAAGGUAAAGGGAAAGGCAAAGUCCCGUUCCAACCGUGCCGGUCUUCAGUUCCCCGUUGGCCGUAUUCAUCGUCUCCUGCGCAAGGGUAACUAUGCCGAGCGCGUCGGUGCCGGAGCGCCCGUGUAUCUGGCAGCCGUCAUGGAAUACUUGGCCGCUGAAGUGCUUGAGUUGGCCGGAAACGCUGCCCGUGACAACAAGAAGACGCGCAUCAUCCCGCGUCAUCUGCAGCUGGCCAUCCGCAACGACGAGGAGUUGAACAAGCUGCUGUCCGGAGUAACCAUCGCUCAGGGUGGUGUGCUGCCCAACAUUCAGGCCGUGCUGCUGCCCAAGAAAACCGAAAAGAAGGCUUAA